Messenger RNA from Rana temporaria (common frog), 3275 nucleotides. It is a transcript of the gene NRG3, whose product is annotated as neuregulin 3. The record is from RefSeq and is a predicted model, not a curated record. Gene Ontology annotation, biological process: intracellular signal transduction; animal organ development; nervous system development. The transcript is spliced from 9 exons. Gene Ontology annotation, molecular function: chemorepellent activity. NCBI's taxonomy places the organism in Eukaryota, Metazoa, Chordata, Amphibia, Anura, Ranidae. The coding region runs from base 826 to 2799 and encodes 657 amino acids.
UCUGCCUUUUGCUCUGCUAGAAGCAGAUCCAAUUGAUGCUGCAAAGGCUUCCAAAGCAGCUUUCUAUCCCAUUCAUUUUUAUUUCUUUUUUAAAAGCCCAGCCUAAAUGGAUGUAUAUGUGUAUGCAUAUAUUCAUGCAUACAUACUGCGCGUCGGAAGCUGUUUUUUUUCCCCCUAUGGCUUAUUUUGUGUUCUGUUAAAUGCUUAUGCUGGUGUCUAUACUGCUACUGCUGCUGGCUCACACGGCUCAGACUCUCCUUAGCUCUAGCUUCGGAUUGGUCUCUCUCUUAAAGUGCUGGCCAAGGGUUGGUUGCAGGGACUGCUGAAUAACAGGUGCAUUUUGCUGCUCUGUCGCCUUUGAAAGAAACAGCCGAAGAACGCUGGUGCAUCUGUUCUCUAGCUAAGAGAGAAGCGGAGGAGAGAGAAAAGGCAGCUCCCGUGUACAGGAAUGUGGUGCCUAAUCGAAUAGACGGAAAAGGGGGGGGACACACGGAUGCUUGGGAAAAAAAGGAAAAAAAAAGAAGGCUGGUGUAUCUGCACAGGAGGCAGGCGAGAGAGGAGAGCAAAGUGAAGAGAUGCUCGGAUGAAUAUCACGUUAAAUCUUGGAUGGAUGGAAUUUUUUUAGCUGAUUCAGCACUGUUUUUUUUUUUUUUCUUCUUUUCUUUAUGCUUUGUACGAGAAUCUAAUGGAGGAAUGUUUGUUUGUUAAUUAUCUGUGACAUUUGAAUGCUGGGAUUGAUAUCCCUUCCUUGUGGGGAGCCUACUUAAGUGCUGAUGAUCCAGCUUCUCGACGCUCAUGUAUUUUGGGGGGUGAAAGGAAUAUAGGAUGAGCGAAGGGGCUGCCUCCACCUCACCACCUGUACGUCCAGCAGCUGCUGAAGAGGCUGCAGGUGGAAACACUACAGAAGAAGAGGAUGGGGCACCAAACCCUCGGGAGGUGCGGUGUAGUGACUGCAUUGUGUGGAACAGGCAACAGACGUGGCUAUGUGUAGUGCCUCUCUUAAUUGGAUUCAUUGGCUUGGGUCUGAGUCUUAUGCUUUUAAAGUGGAUCGUAGUGGGUUCUGUGAAGGAUUAUGUCCCUCCCGAUUUAAUGGAUUCCAAGGGUAUGGGCCAGGACCCAAUUUUCCUUUCGAAACCGAGCUCUUUUCCAAAAAGUAUGGAGACUACAACCACCACCACCACCACGAGGACUCCCAAUCAAAUUAGCACCCGUUUAACCACUACCACCCGGGCGCCAACUCGUAUCCCGGGAAGCAGAGUGCCCAUCCGGCCAAACCCUAGAACCACAACUGUGCGCCAUACGGUUGCCCCUCCUACAAUUCUCUCCACCACUGUCCCCCCUAGCACGACCACUUUUGCGUCACGCCCACUUCCAGGGACCCCCAACACAGAGCCAAUGCCCAUCUGGCCCACCACGGAAUAUUCUACCUCUACCUACAAAAUUUUUCUCCAUGUUUCCACCCAGUCUUGGACACAGUCUCGGUUUCAGGAGUCUACCACUCUGGAAACGACCACUAUGCCCAAAUAUCAUACUACCACCUAUUUCACAGAGCGAUCUGAGCACUUUAAACCUUGUAAAGAUAAGGACCUUGCCUACUGCUUGAAUGAUGGUGAAUGUUUUGUGAUUGAAACCUUAACAGCAUCUCAUAAACAUUGCCGGUGCAAGGAGGGCUACCAAGGUGUGCGUUGUGACCAGUUCCUCCCGAAAACUGAUUCAGUGUUAUCAGACCCAACAGACCAUUUAGGAAUUGAAUUUAUGGAGAGCGAGGAGGUAUACCAACAGCAAAUCCUGUCAAUCUCCUGCAUCGUCUUCGGCAUUGUAGCUGUGGGUUUGAUUUGUGCAGCCUUCUACUGCAGGACAAAAAGACAGACAAAAAUUAUCCAAGAGCAGCUGAAAGAAACACAAAAUGGGAAAAACUAUAGCCUUCAUGCAUCCAGUUUGUUGGCAAAGGCAAAAAGCUUUGGAGAAAAUAGAGUCCAACUGCAUAAUUAUACAAAGUCUGAGCAGAAUCCCGAGCCAAUAAGAGAGAAUGUCAUGGAAUCCAGCUUCUCUGAAACACAACCAUUCUCAGAGUCUGUGCAGGUGGACAGAGGAAGUCAGUCAUUGAAGCAUCAUCGGAACCUUUCAACGUGCUGUAGUCCCAGCCAAAGGAGUAGGAUGCUUCAAAGAAAUGCCUUUCGGAGAACUCCCCCUCUGCCCAGAGGUCGCCUCAAUGGGAUUACAGGACCAGCAUAUCAGCAGCUGGAGGAGCCUGGGCUUAUAGAUCAGGACACAAUACCUUGCCAAGGGUGUUCCUCAGCUGAUUUGAACCAACCCCUGGACAAUUCUAGAAAUAUGCAACUGCAUUCAAAAGAUACACAGUCUUAUUUUAAUAAAAAGACUCAAAAGGACUGUGUCAGCUUUUCGACAUCUAGGGCCAGUUCCAUACCAAUCAUACCUUCGGUGGGGCUAGAUGAUGCCUGCAUACAAAUGCAGAAUGCUACUGAAGUGCCGGGCAUCAAACUGUGCAAAAACUCCUAUUCCACUGAACUUGUGAAGGUGAACAUUGUACCUAGCAACUGUCUUAUAGCAGAACAAAAGGAGGUAAAAAUUUUGCUUGAAACUGUACAAGAGCAGAUACGAAUUCUGACCGAUGCCAGAAGAAGAUCUGAGGACUUGGAAUUGGCCAACAUAGAGACCGAGGAAAGCGCCAGUGAAAACACAGCAUUCCUCCCUUUGAGCCCAAAAGCAAAAACUGAACAGGAGGCACAGUUUGUCUUAAGAAAUGAAAUGCAUAGGGACUCAACACUCCAUGUGUGAUUUUGGGAAUGGACCUUUCUGUCUGAUGCUUAGCCUAAAAGAAUAAAAGGAAAACAAAAAAAAGAUGAGAGGAUAUAAAUUAUUUAUAUGCAUUAAUUUAAGAGCAUCUACAUAGAAGAAACCAAAUAGUCUAUCGCCCUCAUAUCAUAGUGUUUUCUAAACAAAAUAUUUUUUUAAAGGAAAGAAAAGUUCAAGGAGAGGCAAAGCAAACACUGGGCACACUGAUGUGUUAAAUUAUAUAUUAUGUUGAUUUCUUACCCCUGCUGAAUUCUGGUGGUUAUGUGGAUGCACUGAUGUGAAAUGCUUCAACCUUACAGGUGCAAAGAGGUUUAAGCAGCCACAGGGGGUACUAUGAUCUUUUCACUCAAAGGGCCAAAAGCAUCAUCAUUCAGAAACCAUAAUUGUAUUUUGUUAUAUGAUUUUAUUGACAAUGAAGUAAAAUGCCACAAAUAUCCCAAUGAAACAAUUACAACAAU